AGUAAACGUUCCUGAAUGGACAAUGAUGACUACCAAUUCAUCGCCACUGCUACCACACUAUAUAUUGUGCACAAUAACCUUUCAGUUCCUUCACUUUUCACCCAUCUUUUGUUGAGAAUUGUAUUCAGCAACAUGGGGGUAUGGGAACAUGCAACCGCAUCAGCAACAAUGCUGUUACUUCUGCUGUGCUUGAAUGAGAUUGCACAUGUAAACUCGCAGAGGGUACCUGCUUUGUUUGUUUUUGGAGAUUCAUUGGUUGAAGUUGGCAACAAUAAUUUCCUAAACACCAUGGCAAAAGCAAAUUUCUUCCCCUACGGCAUCGACUUCCCCCGGGCUGCUACUGGCCGAUUUUCUAAUGGCAGAUCGCUCAUUGAUUUCUUUGGAGAAAUGCUGGGAGUUUCUUCUCCUCCACCUUUUGCAGACCCCUCCACAACUGGAUCCAGAAUCCUCAAUGGUGUCAAUUAUGCAUCAGCUGCUUCCGGUAUUCUUGACGAGUCAGGCAGAAACUAUGGUGAUCGGUUUCCCAUGAACCGGCAAAUCCAGAACUUUGAGAGCACUUUGAAUCAGUACAGGACAAUGAUGAAUCCUGCUGCAUUGAGUCAGUUCUUAGCCAAGUCUAUAGCAGUUGUGGUAACCGGAAACAAUGACUACAUCAAUAAUUACCUCAGGUCUGGGAUAUAUAGCCCCGGUUUCAAUUACAGUGCCCAGCAGUUCGGCAAUCUUCUUGUUAACAAUUUGGGGAGACAAAUUCUGGCACUGCAUAGUCUGGGGUUGAGAAAGUUCUUCCUAGCAGGAGUUGGGCCACUGGGUUGCAUCCCAAAUAUUCGAGCGACGGGUUUGGCCCCACCAGGGAGAUGCGUGGACCAGGUUAAUCAGAUAGUUGGAUUCUUCAACGUAGGGCUUAGAUCAAUGGUGGAGCAACUGAACAGAGAUCACCCUGAUUCCAUCUUUGUAUACGGCAACACUUACCAUGUCUUGGGCGAUAUCCUGAACAACCCUGCGAGAUACCAGUUUGAUAUUGUGGACAGAGCUUGCUGUGGAGUGGGAAGGGACAGAGGUCAGAUAUCAUGUCUGCCAUUGAUAUAUCCUUGUGUGAACAGAAGACAGACUGUGUUUUGGGAUGCCUUUCACCCAUCAGAAUCCGCCAUUUAUGUGUUUGCUUGGAGAGCUGUUAAUGGACCGCAAGAUGAUUGUUAUCCUGUUAAUAUCAAACAAAUGGCUCUCAUUUGAUUCCCUCUUCAUGUAUCAUCCUUGCAUUUAUACAAAUAAAAUAUAAAUCAAAUGUACCAAAACUCAAUUCAAAAGAGUUCAAUAUCAUUAUGCGAGGAGGAAUUUGGUUUCA
Molecule: messenger RNA, 1342 nt
Organism: Vigna unguiculata (cowpea)
Lineage: Eukaryota; Viridiplantae; Streptophyta; Magnoliopsida; Fabales; Fabaceae
Product: GDSL-like Lipase/Acylhydrolase superfamily protein
Molecular function (GO): hydrolase activity, acting on ester bonds
Source: RefSeq, a predicted model, not a curated record